Hibiscus syriacus is the source of this 2164-nucleotide messenger RNA. RefSeq names its product transcription factor BHLH42-like. The record is from RefSeq and is a predicted model, not a curated record. The transcript has 9 exons. Gene Ontology annotation, molecular function: protein dimerization activity. NCBI's taxonomy places the organism in Eukaryota, Viridiplantae, Streptophyta, Magnoliopsida, Malvales, Malvaceae. The coding region runs from base 47 to 2062 and encodes 671 amino acids.
UUUUGAGUUGGGGCUAAAGGGUUUUUGUGAUUUGAAAGUAGAGUGAAUGGCUGUGCAGCCUAGUAACAGGCUUCGGAAUAUAUUGCAGACGGCGGUGCAAUCAGUUCAAUGGACGUACAGUAUUUUCUGGCAAAUUUGUCCCCAACAAGGGAUCUUAGUAUGGUCAGACGGAUACUACAAUGGAGCAAUCAAGACACGGAAGACAGUGCAACCGAUGGAGGUUACUUCGGAAGAGGCAUCCUUGCAAAGGAGCCAACAGCUUAGAGAAUUAUACGACUCAUUAUCGGCCGGAGAGAUGAACCAGCCGAUCCGGCGACCAUGCGCAGCGUUGUCGCCGGAGGACUUAACAGAAUCCGAGUGGUUCUAUUUGAUGUGCGUCUCAUUCUCUUUUCCUCCUGGAGUAGGGUUACCAGGAAAGGCAUAUGCAAGGAGGCAUCAUGUAUGGCUUGCAGGUGCAAAUGAGGUUGACAGUAAAACAUUUUCAAGAGCAAUUCUUGCUAAGAGUGCUCGUAUACAGACUGUGCUUUGCAUUCCUCUCCUUGAUGGUGUUCUUGAACUCGGCUCCACUAAAAAGGUUCAAGAGGAUGUAGAAUUAGUUCAACAUGUCAAAACCCUCUUCACGGAUCAUGAUCAUAACCCGAAUCCUCCUCCCCUGAAGCCCGCUCUCUCCAAACACUCCACCUCGGUCGCCUACACUCGCUUCCACUCUCCUGUCCUUCCUCCUAUGCACGCAGGUCUAAACCCUAACCUAGAGGACGAUGAUGAAGAAGAUGAAAAUGAUGAUGAUGAAGACGAUGGAAAACCCGAAUCGGACGACUCGGAAACGGAUCGAAAUAGAAACAUACAAACCGUAGCAGCUGAGAGAAGCGAGAUGAUGCAGUUUGAAAUGUCAGAAGAAAUCCGCCUAGGGUCACCAGACGAUGCAUCAAAUAACUUGGACACAGCUUUUCACAUGCUGGCCGUAAGUCGAAAUGGUAACCAGCAAGCCGACCAGCAGCGGCGAGCGGACUCGUUUAGAGAUGAGUCGAGUCGGGAGUGGCAAAUGCUUCAACAGUCAACAAACAGUGGCCUUCAGUCACGUUUUUCCGGGUCACGGUCACUGGAUAGACUACAACAAGAAAACACUCACUAUACUCGGACCGUGUCCAACGUCCUUGAAGGCCAACCAAUCCGUUGGACGGACUCAUCCUCAACCGGUUGUCCAACCAGCUCAAUCCAAUCAGCGUUUUACAAGUGGACAAACAACCACCAAUUCCAAGUGGCCGUCGAAGGCACGUCACAGUGUCUCCUCAAGUACAUUCUGUUCAGCGUUCCGUACCUCCAUGGCAAGUACCGAGACGAGAACUCUCCCAAGAUACGUGACACUGACGGUGGCACCAGGUUCAGCAAGGGGUUCCCACAGGAGGAGCUCGGCGCCAACCAUGUACAGGCGGAGAGGAGGCGACGCGAGAAGCUCAACGAACGCUUCAUUAUCUUAAAGUCUUUGGUUCUAUUCGUUACCAAAAUGGAUAAAGCUUCCAUAUUGGGGGACACCAUUGAGUACGUUAAGCAGUUACGUAAAAGGGUCGAAGAACUUGAAAAACAAAGCAAGGGAAUAGAAACCGACAACCAACGGCCGAGAUCAGCAGAUUCGCUGAACAGAACGAGUAGUUUGAAGGAGCUAAGAAGUGGAGUAACAGUGUCGGAAAGGGCACGGUCAUUGGAUCCAGAACCAAGGCCAGGGCGGGAUAAAAGGAAGAUGAGAAAAGUUCAAGGGGGCGGAGGUGAAGCUAAGCCGAUGACGGUUGAUUCAACGCAGCAGGAGCCGACGGUGGAGGUGUCUAUAAUAGAAAGCGAUGCAUUGUUGGAGUUGCAAUGCGGGUAUAGGGAAGGUUUGUUGCUUGAUAUAAUGAAGCUGUUAAGGGAAGAGCUUCGGAUUGAGAUAACCGCUGUUCAGUCUUUUUUGAAUAAUGGUGCGCUCGUAGCUGAGUUGACAGCCAAGGUGAAGGAUAAUGUAAACGCCAAGAAAGUAAGCAUAAAGGAGGUGAAGAGGGCCAUAAAUCAAAUAAUACAUUCAUUCUAAAGGAACCCUUUCUGGAGUCCAAUUAUGUUUGUCCGAAUCUAAUUAUUGAUUUUAAUAUAAAUGAUAUAACAGAACAGUGUAAAAAGAUUUCCUUACUUUAGU